Molecule: messenger RNA, 390 nt
Organism: Naegleria lovaniensis
Lineage: Eukaryota; Heterolobosea; Eutetramitea; Acrasida; Naegleriidae
Exons: 1
Coding region: 1-390 (129 amino acids)
Source: RefSeq, a predicted model, not a curated record
AUGUUUUCACACCACCAACCUCACGGUAGACUCUAUUCCUCUCGAAUUACCAACAACACGGACACUCCUACCAGUGUGACAGCCUUCUAUCGAAGUGAAGAUGGUGCCUACGAGGAAGAAAUUACUCACUUUCUGCCACGUUUCAAAUCUCAUACCUUUGGACCCAAACUUCAUGGCAAUGAAAAAUUGAGAAUUGCUCGUUUGGAUAUUUCAGAUUCGACCAAACGAACCAAACAAUUCUUGGAACCAUUUGUUGCGCAAGAUAAGGAAAAGAUUGAUUUCAAUUUACAUGUACCUUUUGAUGAUUUGGUGUUGACUCAGGCAGAAGGAGGUUCUCGUACUCAUGUGGAUGAUCAUCCAUUGCCUCAUAAGAGCAAAACUGGAGUGUAA